AUGCUUCUCCCACGUCAGAAUGCGGAUGCCAGCUUCGACGAAGAAGAAGCUGGCUACGGCUACUCUGGCUUCUGGUUCACCAAGACCGGCUAUGCGAUCAAGUAUGCCAUCUUCGGAACCAUCUGUCUUCUCUUCCUGGCCUGGUUCAUUGGAGGCACCUUUCAUGCUCGCCGUCGGAUGAAGCAGAACCUUCCUCCCCUUGCAUAUCACCGCUGGCUGUUCCCCCGUGAGUACCGCGCACGGUUUGAGCCCCGACUGCAGGCCGAGUACGCCGUCUACCAGAUCCAGACCCCGUACGGCUACCAGCCUUGGCCCGGAGCAGCCGGCUACUACGGCCAAGGCUACCCUCCGCCGCCGCCGGCCUACAACAACCAGGACGUGCCUCCCACCUACCAGCCGCCCCCAGGAGCGUCCAAGGUGGCUCCCGAGCAACAGUAUCCGACUCAGUUCGCGACUCAGUACGCCACUCAGUCGCCUGCUUCGCAGAACUUCUCGAACCACUACCCCCCCUCGCCCCUCUACGCUCCGCCUCUUGGCCCGCCGCCCACUCCUGGCUUCGUGGCGCCCGAAGGCCAGCAGACCAAUGGAGUCAUCUCACAGGACCCAGCUCCCCCAGCGCAGGCGCACACGGGAACCUCCAACCCUUACCGACUCUAA
Aplosporella prunicola CBS 121167 is the source of this 657-nucleotide messenger RNA. RefSeq lists its product as uncharacterized. The transcript is spliced from 3 exons. Lineage: Eukaryota; Fungi; Ascomycota; Dothideomycetes; Botryosphaeriales; Aplosporellaceae. The record is from RefSeq and is a predicted model, not a curated record. Bases 1 to 657 code for a protein of 218 amino acids.